GCGGUGCCGAAGACAUGUCCAGGAGGAAACAGAGCAACCCCCGGCAGAUCAAGCGUUCUCUCAGAGACAUGGAGGCUGGAGAGGAGGCCCAAACCAUGGACAGCAGCCUCGCAGAGUGGGAGACCACGUCCCCAGAGCCCCCAGCCACAGACGAGCCCGAGUCUCUGAGCCCAUCCAGAGCGGAUGUGAAUCCACCCCCAGCACCAGCAGCCCCCUCACCCCCAGGAGGCCCUGAGGAGAUGAAGAGGCAGGAGUCAGAGACUGAGACAAGGCCCCAAGAGGAGGAGGAGGUGAAGGAGGAAGUGGAGGUGGCUGCAGCCAGUCCUUGGAGCGGGCCAGAGGAGCUGGAGCUGGCACUACAGGAUGGGCAGAGGUGCGUGCGGGCCCAGCUGAGCCUCACCAAGGGCCUGUCCUGGGGCCCAUUCCACGGGAGCAUCCAAACCAGAGCCUUGUCCCCUGGACAGGCAGAACCGGGCCCAGUCUUGACCCUGCUGGUGGAUGAGGCCUGCUGGUUGAGGAUGCUGCCCCAGGCCCUGACGGAAGCUGAAAGCAACUUGGAGAUCUACAGGAAGGAUGAUGCCCUCUGGUGCAGAGUCACCAAGCCAGUGCCCGCAGGCGGGCUCCUACAUGUGCUCCUCGUCGCUGAGCCUCGCAUCACUCCCAACCACCCCGUAAAGGAGCCGGCGGAGACUGAAGGCCCGGCCCCGAUGCACUCCGACAUCCAGCUGCUGCCCCAGCAGGCAGGAAUGGCAUCCAUCCUUGCCACUGCAGUCAUAAACAAAGAUGUCUUCCCCUGCAAGGACUGUGGCAUCUGGUACCGGAGUGAGCGGAACCUGCAAGCCCAUCUGCUGUAUUACUGCGCCAGCCGCCAGCGAGCCAGCUCCCCUGCCACAGCCACCGAGGAGAAGCCCAAGGAAGCCUAUCCCAAUGAGCGCAUCUGUCCCUUCCCCCAGUGCCGCAAGAGCUGCCCCAGUGCUAGCUCCCUGGAGAUCCACAUGCGUAGCCACAGCGGAGAGCGCCCCUUUGUGUGCCUCAUCUGCCUGUCUGCCUUCACCACCAAGGCCAACUGUGAGCGCCACCUUAAGGUGCACACGGAUACACUUAGCGGUGUCUGUCACAACUGUGGCUUCAUCUCCACCACAAGGGACAUCCUCUACAGCCACUUGGUGACCAACCACAUGGUGUGCCAGCCGGGCUCAAAGGGUGAGAUAUACUCCCCAGGGGCAGGACACCCAGCAGCUAAGCUUCCCCCAGACAGCCUGGCUAGCUUCCAGCAACUCACAGUGAUGCAAGGUCCGCUAGCCCUUGCAGACAAGGCACCCACACCAUCCCCAGGACUGGACAAGAAGGCCCUAGCAGAGGCUACCAACGGAGAGGCCAAAGUGGCCCCCCAGAAUGGGGGCAGCAGUGAGCCCCCCGCAGCCCCCAAGAGUAUCAAGGCAGAGGCAGUAGAGGAACCCGAGGCAGCUCGCGCCCCAGGCUCCGGAGAUGACGGGGGCUCACGGGCCCCAUCACGGACUCCAUCACCGCCCAGCCCACCUCCUGUCAGGGUGAAGACCGAGCUGCCCAGCCCCACACCCGGCUCCAGCCCGGGACCUGGGGAGCUGGCUCUAGCUGGGGCACUCUUCUUGCCACAGUACGUGUUGGGGCCAGACACCGGCGCGGCCCCCGGCCCCGCGACGCCACAGGCCUCGGAGAUUCUGGCCAAAAUGUCUGAGCUGGUGCACAGCCGGCUGCAGCAGGGUGCGGGCGGCGCAGGCGCGGCCGCCGCGCCCGCGCCCACCGGGCUGUUCACGGGAACCAAGGGUGCCACGUGCUUCGAGUGCGAGAUCACCUUCAACAACGUCAACAACUUCUACGUGCACAAGCGCCUCUACUGCUCCGGCCGCCGCGCCUCCGAGGACGCGCCCGCCAAUCGUAGGCCCAAGGCGUCCGCCGGCCCUGCCCGGGCGACCCCCGGCACUCCUGCCGAGCCCGACCCGCCACGCUCGUCCCCGGGCCCCGGAGCGCGAGAAGAUGAGGCGGGCGGCGCGCUGACUCCAGAGACGGAGGCGGCUGGUCGGGGCAGCGAGGGAAGCCAGAGCCCGGGCAGCUCGGUGGACGACGCGGAGGACGACCCCAGCCGUACCCUGUGCGAAGCCUGCAACAUCCGCUUCAGCCGCCACGAGACCUACACCGUGCACAAGCGCUACUACUGCGCCUCGCGCCACGACCCGCCGCCACGCCGGCCGCCUCCCGCCCCCGCCGCCGGCCCCCCGGGGCCCGCCGCCGCCCCUCCUCUGACCGCGCCGCCCGUGCGCACGCGCCGGCGCCGCAAGCUGUACGAACUUCCGGCUGUGGCCGGCGCCCCGCCUCCUGCAGUAGGCCACGCCCCCUCAUCUGCCGGCCACGCCCCCACGCCCGAGCUGCCCGCCUCUCCGAGGCCCGCGAGCGGAAGUGGAAGCGCCGGCCCCGCGCCCGCGCUCUCGCCGGACGCUGUCCCCGAAGGUCCUAUAGACCUGAGCAAGCGGCCGCGGCGCCAAUCCCCCGACGCGCCCGCCGCGCUUCCCGCGCUGGCGGACUACCACGAGUGCACCGCGUGCCGCGUGAGCUUCCACAGCCUCGAGGCCUACCUGGCGCACAAGAAGUACUCGUGCCCCGCCGCGCCGCUGCGGGCCGCCGCCCUCUGCCCCUACUGCCCACCCAACGGGCGCGUGCGCGGAGAUCUGGUCGAGCACCUGCGCCUGGCGCACGGCCUGCAGGUAGCCAAACCCGCGGCCAGCGCGGGGGCCGAGCCCCGUGCGUCCUCCGAGCGCGUCCCGCGAGACAGCCCCGACGGCCGGGCGCCCCGAUCUCCGUCCCCCACCCCCGAGGCCUCGCCCCCGGACCCCGCGGACCAGGGCGCGCGGACGCCCGGCAAGGGCCCUCCUGCGCCCGCUCCCGGCGGCGGCCACCGCUACUGCCGCCUGUGCAACAUCCGGUUCAGCAGCCUGUCCACCUUCAUCGCGCACAAGAAGUACUACUGCUCCUCGCACGCCGCCGAGCACGUGAAGUGAGCCCGCGCCGUCUGGACCCUUGGCACUUAAAUAAAGACGCUCGGUGUGACGAAGCUCACUGGCAGGCCCGCUGUUGUCUGAGCCCGGGGCCCACCUGCCAGCCUAGAGCCAGUGGGCCUCAGUCCCACCCCCAGCCUUGCCCAAACUCCCCUCCACCACUGUCUCCUCCGCGACCCAGCCCCCGCCAGGCUCAGCCACUGGAUACCUGCUUGCUUUAGGCUGGCUGGCAACCCUGUUCCUGCCCUGUCUGUUCUCAAAACACCAGGCUAGGAGGGUGUGCUUGCUGAGUCUGGGAACGGGAAAGGAACGAAGUCCCAAAAAAGAUCCCAUGAUCAGGUGAAGAAGGCAUUGCCCUAAUAUAGCAGGUGUGGGCACUGGCUACCAAGGUAGUACAUGCCGCCACCUCCAGUCUGCCUUACUGACUGGCUGCACAGGUUGGACCAAGGCCAUGCCUGGCAAAACCUAACUGACCAUAUCCUAGCCACCACAUGGCCUUGCAGCUUUGCUUGGUCCUCCUAGGAAACACACACGCCUGUUCUCUUCCAAUCCCACAAGUCUUUAUGGCAGCUCCGGAGACUGAAAACGAGCUCAGAAG
Messenger RNA from Jaculus jaculus (lesser Egyptian jerboa), 3630 nucleotides. RefSeq names its product zinc finger protein, FOG family member 1 (gene Zfpm1). The transcript has 10 exons. Gene Ontology annotation, cellular component: nucleus. Gene Ontology annotation, molecular function: RNA polymerase II-specific DNA-binding transcription factor binding. NCBI's taxonomy places the organism in Eukaryota, Metazoa, Chordata, Mammalia, Rodentia, Dipodidae. Gene Ontology annotation, biological process: megakaryocyte differentiation; positive regulation of transcription by RNA polymerase II; heart development. The coding region runs from base 15 to 3035 and encodes 1006 amino acids. The record is from RefSeq and is a predicted model, not a curated record.